AUGGGCCUUUUAAUCUCAAAGUGUCCCGUGACCCUCUUUAGCUUGACUACUCUGGCCAGCCGCUGGAGAACUGUUCGCCACGAACGGCGACUUCGGCUCAGUUUCCGCAGGUCAGAGGCUCACCUGGGCCGCGUAUCGGCAAUCCCCAUCCUCUUCAGACUUCAAUAUGGGGCGGCGACCCAAAAGAACGGUAGCGUGGGUCGAUCUCAUGAGCCAGGGAGAGAGACGGCAGAGGAUGCCCUUCGAGAAGCGCUCAAGAGCCCCUAA
Messenger RNA from Colletotrichum destructivum, 267 nucleotides. RefSeq lists its product as uncharacterized. NCBI's taxonomy places the organism in Eukaryota, Fungi, Ascomycota, Sordariomycetes, Glomerellales, Glomerellaceae. The record is from RefSeq and is a predicted model, not a curated record. The transcript has 2 exons. Bases 1 to 267 code for a protein of 88 amino acids.